CCGGGAGGCAGUGCCUGGGCUGGUCCUGUCCACGGGGAGUUCCUGUCCUUCUCAGGCUUGACCACAGAAGCAACCGACGCCACCAUGUCUGACGAGGAAGUUGAGCAGGUGGAGGAAGAGGCCCAGGAGGAAGAAGCAGAAGUCCAUGAGGAAGCCCCUGAAGUUCAUGAACCAGAGGAGGUCCAAGAAGAGAGGAAGCCAAGACCCCAACUCACUGCUCCUAAGAUCCCGGAAGGGGAGAAAGUAGACUUCGAUGACAUCCAGAAGAAGCGCCAGAACAAAGACCUCAUGGAGCUGCAAGCCCUCAUCGACAGCCACUUUGAAGCCCGGAAGAAGGAGGAGGAGGAGCUGAUCGCUCUCAAAGAGAGGAUCGAGAAGCGCCGGGCAGAGAGGGCUGAGCAGCAGAGGAUCCGUGCAGAGAAGGAGCGUGAGCGUCAGAACCGACUGGCGGAGGAGAAGGCCCGGAGAGAGGAGGAGGAUGCCAAGAGGAGAGCCGAGGACGACCUGAAGAAGAAGAAGGCCCUGUCCUCCAUGGGCGCCAACUACAGCAGCUACCUGGCCAAGGCUGACCAGAAGAGAGGCAAGAAGCAAACGGCCCGUGAGAUGAAGAAGAAGAUCCUGGCAGAGAGACGCAAGCCCCUCAACAUCGACCACCUCAGUGACGACAAGCUGAGGGACAAGGCUAAGGAGCUCUGGGACACCCUGUACCAACUGGAGACUGACAAGUUUGAGUUUGGGGAGAAGCUGAAACGCCAGAAAUAUGACAUCAUGACCCUCCGGGCCAGAGUGGAGAUGCUGGCCAAGUUCAGCAAGAAGGCCGGCGCCACGGCCAAGGGCAAGGUCGGCGGGCGCUGGAAGUGAAGGGGCCGCGAGGGCUUGUGGCAGAGACCCUGGGCCCUGGCCACUCCGGGACCGUCGCUCCAGCACUCACGCCCAGGCUGCUUCCGGAGCCCCGGGACGACCCCGGGGGUGGAGGGGCCACACUAGCGCACCCCCUUGUCUCUGCCCUCCCCGUCCCCACCCUCUGGGGCCUGUGAAUAAAGCCAGCAGACCCCCCUCA
Sciurus carolinensis (gray squirrel) is the source of this 1060-nucleotide messenger RNA. RefSeq names its product troponin T3, fast skeletal type (gene Tnnt3). Gene Ontology annotation, cellular component: troponin complex. NCBI's taxonomy places the organism in Eukaryota, Metazoa, Chordata, Mammalia, Rodentia, Sciuridae. The record is from RefSeq and is a predicted model, not a curated record. The transcript has 16 exons. The coding region runs from base 85 to 861 and encodes 258 amino acids. Gene Ontology annotation, biological process: regulation of muscle contraction; muscle contraction; sarcomere organization. Gene Ontology annotation, molecular function: troponin I binding; troponin C binding; tropomyosin binding.